Messenger RNA from Eremomyces bilateralis CBS 781.70, 1267 nucleotides. RefSeq lists its product as uncharacterized. The transcript has 3 exons. The record is from RefSeq and is a predicted model, not a curated record. NCBI's taxonomy places the organism in Eukaryota, Fungi, Ascomycota, Dothideomycetes, Eremomycetales, Eremomycetaceae. Bases 115 to 951 code for a protein of 278 amino acids.
GCGCAGUCAAUACACCGGGGAGGAAUUUCCACAAGGCUGAGGGCGUUGGAUAAAGUAUCUCCAGCCGCCGCAAUUAUGAAGAGGUAGAAAGGUUUGACGAUUUUCUUGUCGUUCAUGAGGAUUUGCAUUAUAGCUAGUCCAUCGCAUCAUUUCAACGCGUUCUCUGAGUCUCGUCUUAUUUUGAAAUGGUCACAAGUCUCUAUCCCAAAGAUGCUAGCGAACUCGCUUCUAUCAAUCCUUUUCCAGUGGAGCUCGGUAGUGUCCAGUCAAUUAGAUGCGCGGGACCUAUCAUUCAUCCCGCUGCAUCCUGUCGACAUCGCAAAACGAGACGCGGGAAUCGCAGACUUCGCACCCGAUUCACGAUGGUCGAACGACUCGAUGCCAGAGCAGGAUCUCUGGGGUCGUUCAUUACAGCGCCUUGAACCGCGUCAACGAACUUGCCCGUCUGGCUACGGAUACUGCGCCACCCUCAGCGGCUGCUGCCCCAGCACCGACCGAUGUUGCCAGUACGGCUACUGCCUCCCCCCCGGCGGCGUCUGCUGCCCCGGUUCCCCUUGCCCCGACGGCUGGUCCUGCCGCAGCACCGGUACCUGCUACCCGAACGAUGGGGAUUGCUGCUCGGACGGACGGAACUGUAACCCGGGCAAAAUCUGCGUGCGCCUCGCGUCCAGCAACCGGAUAGUGUGUUGCACGUACCGCGUACGUCGGCGAGAAUGGAGUGACGACGACGCAGUUGAGGCCUUACACCACGUAUUAUACAUGGUGGUAUUACUCCUACUACUGGACCUACGUGAUUUCCCUCUCCGCAUCGACCGUCACCUCAAGCAGGGACACCUUAACCACCACAAUUACCGUUCAAGCCAUGUCAUUGGCCGCAGCAGAGAGAAGUUUCGCAGACAUAUCGGCAUCACUCACCUGGUCGGCUCCCACUUCCGCGACAUCCCUUUCUAGUCUCGCUAGCCGCACGACAUCCGGAUUCACCGCUGUUUCGACUGGUGGUGGUGGUAGAGGUAAUGGUGGAUUCGGACCAGUAUCCUGUGUAGGCUUGAGUGUUGGGUCGGUCGGUUAUGAGGAGUUGGGUUGCGUUGGGGGCAUUCAUUCUGAUUCCAGCGAUUUUGAUGAUGUGGCUAUAGCUGUAUGGAAAUGGGAUAUGAUAAUCUGGGAUAUGAUACCUUGGGAUGUGAUGAUUUGGGUUCUUCAUGUUUAGUUUUUAAUGUCUUCCAUGCCGCUAUCGGAAGAUGAGCGGUAGCGACCUUCAGCGUUCUUA